CCCUUUCCGCCCGCCCCACCCACCCCGAGAGGUGGGACUCAAGUGGGGACAUGAGGCUGUCGCUCGCCGCCGCGGUCUCCCACGGCCGCGUCUACCGCCGCCUGGGCCUCGGCCCCGAGUCUCGCAUCCACCUGCUGCGGAACUUGCUCACGGGCCUAGUGCGCCACGAACGCAUCGAGGCGUCAUGGGCACGCGUGGACGAGAUGAGGGGCUACGCGGAGAAGCUCAUCGACUAUGGAAAGCUAGGAGACACCAACGAACGAGCCAUGCGCAUGGCUGACUUCUGGCUCACGGAGAAGGACUUAAUCCCAAAGCUGUUUAAAGUACUAGCGCCUCGGUUCCAAGGUCAGAAUGGGAGCUACACAAGAAUGCUGCAGAUCCCGAAUAGUAAGGAGCAAGAUCGGGCCAAGAUGGCAGUGAUCGAAUAUAAAGGGAACUGCCUUCCUCCCCUGCCAGUGCCUCGCAGAGACAGCAACCUUACUCUCCUGAACCAGCUGCUACUAGGUCUGCAGCAGGACCUGCGCCAUAACCAGGAAGCAAGUCUCGACGGCUCCCACAGGGCUCAAACACCGAAGACUUAACUGAAGCUGGAAAGUACAAGGCUCUUGUAAUGUGUGAGAACUGGAAGCAGCAUUGUCAAGUGGACAGUGGAAACCGGGGCCAGACCUUCCUGCCAAGUCAUGGUCCUCUCUUUGCACAGUAGAUAAAUUUCUGAUGUGGA
Messenger RNA from Mesocricetus auratus (golden hamster), 721 nucleotides. RefSeq names its product mitochondrial ribosomal protein L17 (gene Mrpl17). NCBI's taxonomy places the organism in Eukaryota, Metazoa, Chordata, Mammalia, Rodentia, Cricetidae. The transcript has 3 exons. Gene Ontology annotation, cellular component: ribosome; mitochondrial large ribosomal subunit. Bases 51 to 581 code for a protein of 176 amino acids. Gene Ontology annotation, molecular function: structural constituent of ribosome. Gene Ontology annotation, biological process: translation. The record is from RefSeq and is a predicted model, not a curated record.